This is a messenger RNA of Fopius arisanus, 1182 nucleotides long. RefSeq lists its product as uncharacterized. Lineage: Eukaryota; Metazoa; Arthropoda; Insecta; Hymenoptera; Braconidae. The transcript is spliced from 3 exons. The record is from RefSeq and is a predicted model, not a curated record. Bases 506 to 853 code for a protein of 115 amino acids.
GUCGAUCUCGUCGUACCAUGUGUUUUUUAUAUUUUUUUAUAUUCCUAGUUGAAUCCUGUAAUUUGUUGCAUCCCGAUGUCUUCAAGUAUCAUCCGCCUGUGAGACAGGUUCGAAAGAUAGUCGUGAGCCAUCAAUUCCCGAAAUCUCAUCAACAUAAUGAAGAUUUUGAAAUAGUGAAGAGUCAUAUAAAAAAAUUAAUGCAAUUCCGGAGAAAUUUGCUGAAGGAGUACAAGGGAUGUUUCGUAGUCUAGAUUUAAAUAAAAUUUCGACAUCCCGUGAUCUGAAUUGAAGAAUGGAUGAUCAGCAAUUUUACUGAGGUCAACCUGACAGAAAUUUUCUGUCGACACGCAUCGGCAUCAGCAAUAUUUACAUUCAAGAGUGAAUUUAAUUCAGUACAGAUAAUUUUUAUACACCGAGCACAUCGACAAUUGCAACAGCAAAUUAAUUAUCCAUUGUUUGCAAAUGAAAGAAAUUGUGGGGAUAUAAUAUAAAGUAUUUGAGAGUAAUGAUGACUUCCUGGUACGUGACAAUUACGUGGCUCACGCUGAUAUUUGUGGUGUCUGGGGUGAUCAGGGCAGAAGAAUUUACCAAAGAGCAUAGACAACUUCUGGACAAAAUAUCGAAGGUACUUUCUGGAGCGGAACCUCUGGCUAAUCGGAAAAUUGGGAAACGAGAGAAUUCACUCGAGCGCACGGAGAAAUUGAAUCGUGGAUUUGAAAAAAUGAUACAACUUGUUAAUGUUCUUGGACAAGUCGAUAGUUUUAUUACAGAUCGUGCUAAAGUUGUUGUACGAAAGCUCAAUGCGAUUUACGAUGUUGACGAUGCGAGACGUGCGCGUGGACGAAGUCCUUAAUUAAUAAUGUGAAUAAUUAAUGUGAAUAAUUAAUUAAUAAUGUUUGUUCGUGUUCUUUAUUUUUAAAUAUGACGGAUUGCGAGAGUUCAAUGGAAAAUAUCAAUAAUCGAGAAGUACCGAUCGAUUGGAAAAUGUCAUUAAAAAUGUAUUUAUGACACCGCAAGUUCAAUUUCUGUCUAAUAUUUUUAUUUCAAUUUUCAUUAACCAUAUUGCAAUUUUUAAGACGAUUAGUGAUUUUGUAAUUGAAAAAUUCUCGUAUCGAAAAUUUUCUAAACGCUCACUAAAUUUCUUCCCUUGAACUAUAAAAAAAAAGAUUUUUGUAAAAUGAU